Molecule: messenger RNA, 680 nt
Organism: Paramecium tetraurelia
Lineage: Eukaryota; Ciliophora; Oligohymenophorea; Peniculida; Parameciidae
Exons: 1
Source: RefSeq, a predicted model, not a curated record
AUGUGCAUCCAAUAGAAAUACAAAAAUUAACGGCGUACUGAUAUUUUUAAGAGAAUUAAAAAAACAAGAGAAUUGUCAUUUAUUGCGUGGAGAACUUUGAAAGAUAAGAAAUUACCUGAAUUUUAAAAUAAUUAAAUGAAUUUUGAUUAUCCAAAAUCUGAAUUUCAAACUCCUUAGAAGUAAUUUUUUGUGAGGUCCUAACACAAACACAAUUCGAGUCAGCCUCAAUUAGGAUAAUACUUUCGAGAUGUACAAGAACCUAAAAUGAAUCUAACUAAGGUAGGGUAAGAGAGUUUAAAAAAAUGGGAUUUCUUCUCUGAUCCUUUUAGUCUACCUGAGAAAUAUUUAAUUAGUCCACAAAACAAAAUAAAGACUGAAACAACUGAUUUGGGAUAUGAUAGCCUUGAUUUUAUGUUGGGAAAAUAAACCGAUAGAUACAGCUCAGGAUCUCUUCAAGCACUGCAUUAAUAAACCUAAUCAGAGAAAAUAAUUGGUAAAAAGGUCUAGUUUUCUGAGUUAGUCUCAGUAAAGAAUGAUGAUGGAAGCGAAUCUGAAGAACCUAUAUAAAAGCGAUCAAGACAGAAGGCAAGAAAAAGUAAGUUCUCAAUGAAAAGUUAGAGGUCAAUUAUACAAGAUUGAAUUUACGAUACUUAAUUUUCAAAGCCAAUUUAUUUAUUAAC